Molecule: messenger RNA, 1385 nt
Organism: Anopheles gambiae (African malaria mosquito)
Lineage: Eukaryota; Metazoa; Arthropoda; Insecta; Diptera; Culicidae
Gene: RabX5
Product: ras-related protein Rab-36
Exons: 4
Coding region: 509-1339 (276 amino acids)
Molecular function (GO): GTPase activity; GTP binding
Source: RefSeq, a predicted model, not a curated record
UUGUUCCUUUUCCCGGGAUAUUCGUAUUUCUAUUCCGUCUCCCAUGCGGGUUUCACCUCGCGCUGUGCCCAAGUGUGCCAUGGGGAGAGACACCUUGCGAGCGAUGGAAUUGCUGAACCGUAGCGUUCGCCGGCGAUCGUGUUGAGCCGUCAAGCGUUCAGUGAAGUAGAUCGGAAAUGGUACGCACUUUCGUGGCACAAGGGACCCAGUACAGGACCUUCACUAACUGGCGUGCCAACAGCAGCUCGAUUUCUAUUGAACUGGCGUGUUGUCUUGCUCGCUCUCGUUUCCUCCCAUCCUUGCAACUGCCUACUGUGCCUCUGUGUUUCUAUAUUGUGGCGGUUGUCAUGGUGCUACCUACGGUUCUACGCAUGUAUUUGUGCGUGUCCCUUAUUCCUGGCUCCUAGUAGGAUCCAGAGCUUGUGCUUGCCCGCGGCUUUGCGUCCUCGCGGCAGUUCCACUCGCACUCUGUUACCGUGCAGACACGCAGCACAACCAGUGAACCAGGAUGCCUAUUUUUCGCAAAAACAAGCGCCCGAAACCGACCAGCUACGAGGUGCUGAACAACAACGUCGACUACGGUACGCGGCGGAUCGAACAGUUGCCACGGCCGUACAGCUGCCAGGUGACGCCGUACCGGGAGCUGGAGUUUAGCGAGCGCACCAAGCGGGCCGCCCAGGCCGUGGUUCCGUUCCUGCUGCCCGCCUGCAAAGCCAUCUUCAUCGGGGACGUGUCGGUCGGGAAAACGUCGCUAGUGAACCGCUUCUGUCACGAGUCGUUCGACGGUGACUACACCGCGACCAUCGGGCUGGACUUUGAGGUGGAACGGUUUCAGAUCCUCAGCCAAGCGUACAGUCUGCAAAUUUGGGACACAGCAGGCCACGAACGGUUCAAAUGCAUCGCACAGUCCUACUACCGCAAUGCGAGCGUCGUAGUGGUUGCGUUCGACAUGACACGCCCGGAAACGCUGCUAAACGGCAAACGGUGGCUCGAUGAGGCACUGCGGUUAAAUACGGGCCCUGUGCUAAAGUUUCUUGUGGGUACCAAAAAAGAUCUGCUGAGCGAUCAGGCACUCUGUGAUAUUGAGCUGGAGGCGAUUAAAAUGGCGUACGACAUCAACGCCGAGUAUUGGCCGGUUUCGGCCCGGACCGGCGAAAAUGUGACCAAGUUUUUCCGCCGACUGGCGGCCCUCGCCUUCGACUAUGGCGUGCAGCGGGCGAUGGAAACGAACGCUUCGCUGCUGCAACCGAACGGGAACAGUUUACUGAAUCUGUACUUCUUGCGUAAGGAGAAGAAGGAGAAAAAGUUCCUCAGAUGUCUAAACUGUACAAUAAACUAAUUUAUUAUUGCCUAUAUUUAAUCAUCCCAGUAACCAACGGUUUUCU